This is a messenger RNA of Apiotrichum porosum, 210 nucleotides long. RefSeq lists its product as uncharacterized. Lineage: Eukaryota; Fungi; Basidiomycota; Tremellomycetes; Trichosporonales; Trichosporonaceae. Bases 1 to 210 code for a protein of 69 amino acids. The record is from RefSeq and is a predicted model, not a curated record. The transcript has 2 exons.
AUGUCCUCGCCUCGCCCAACGCGUCCUCCCACAAAGGGCCCCAACCCUUUCCUCUUGCUGGGUAUCUUCGUCGCCGGCUCGGCCACGUUCCUCAUCAUGUCGGAGCGUCGGUCCCGCGACCCAGCGCACUCGCGCAAAGAGUUCCCCAACCCCCUCCUCCCUUCCUACGGCGGCGAAAAGGUUGACAUGCCGGAACGCAAGCCCAGAUAG